Messenger RNA from Zophobas morio, 1043 nucleotides. Its product is annotated as E3 ubiquitin-protein ligase synoviolin-like. NCBI's taxonomy places the organism in Eukaryota, Metazoa, Arthropoda, Insecta, Coleoptera, Tenebrionidae. The record is from RefSeq and is a predicted model, not a curated record. The transcript is spliced from 3 exons. Bases 90 to 1019 code for a protein of 309 amino acids.
CAACUCACUGUGGCAAACUGACAAACACACUGUCAGUUAUAAACAUAAAAUGUAGUCUAAAAUAUUUGUUUCCCUAAUACUAAAAUUCUAUGGCAUCUACAGACAACAAUGAUGAAAACGACGACCAGCACUUCAUUCUAAGGUGCUUCCAGUUUAUCUCUUAUCCAUUUGUGGUAGUAAUAAAUAGGCUAGUAAGUGAUAUACAUUUUAUGGAACAGUUUUACAUAAAACUUUACAAUAUUUAUGCUUUUGUGUCACAGAUGUUUUUCUUCCUGUCAUGUACACUGGCAUUCAACGAGUAUAACGCCAGUAAGAAAGAAGAGGAAUUCAUUUUAACUGGUUUAAAAACACUGCUAUUUUACUCUGUUUUUACGUACUUUGCAUCAAAGACCCGGGAUAUAUUGUCACCAACACAUCCAUCACUAUUCCACAACUGGAACUUGACGGAAGGACUUUGCAGAAUAGUCAUUGAAUGGGCUAAAGCCAUAAUUGUUGUAAUUUGUCUUCGCGAGCAAGGAAUCUACUUUAAACCCAGUGUGCCUUACGCCAUUUUCACCUUCAGUUACUACCUGUGUACUGAAAAGAUAUUUACUGAAAUUUGUUUAAAAUUAUGUCAAUAUCUUGAUUUUGAUAUUUUUGACGAUUUGGAACACUUAUACGUUCCACUGGUGUUGAAUAUGUAUACAAUGGCACUAAGUCUUAUUAUUAACUUAUACUUACUUAUAAUCGCAGAAUUUAUGACGUUUACGUUUGUGUCCUGUUAUUUUACAAUAUAUAUCCGCCUAAAAGACUCCUAUUACAAUUAUUGGACAGUCGUUAAAUUAGCGCGAAAAACAUUUGAAAAUUUUCGAACUGCGAGUCAAAAAGAACUGGAAGAGUUUGACGAUGUUUGUGCAGUGUGCUUGAACAAGAUGAGCAAAGCAAAAAUAACUCCUUGCAACCACUUUUUUCACCCAAACUGUUUAAAAGAGUGCCUUAAAAGUUCAUUAUUGUGUCCUAUCUGCAAAGUUAGCUUCUAAAUAAAAACAACAUAUGAAUUGUCA